AUGGCAGCGGACAACCAGUUACUGAUAGUGACAAAUCUUGUCAACGGAAUCGACAUACACUCACUGCCUCCAGGCCAACCACUGCGAUCAUUCACCCAUCCCAUUCAUCUCAAUGUUCCACUUCUCGUUUCUUCUGCGCUUCAAGGGUCUCUCAUAGUUGUUGGUGGAGAUAAUGGGUCUGCUCGGGUCUACGACUCCUGCGUAGGUCUACUUACGGUUCUUCCACAUGGACAAGUUGGAACACUGGUGCAGAUUGUUACGACAUAUUCCUCUUCAGAUGGAUGCCUUAUCAUCACAGGCUCCUCGGACUCAAACGGUGCUGCCAUCAAGGUUUGGGAACCUGCUAAGGUAAAGUAUCUUGAGCGCUAUUGUAAUUCAUGA
Molecule: messenger RNA, 381 nt
Organism: Laccaria bicolor S238N-H82
Lineage: Eukaryota; Fungi; Basidiomycota; Agaricomycetes; Agaricales; Hydnangiaceae
Exons: 3
Coding region: 1-381 (126 amino acids)
Molecular function (GO): protein binding
Source: RefSeq, a predicted model, not a curated record